Durusdinium trenchii is the source of this 810-nucleotide messenger RNA. Lineage: Eukaryota; Dinophyceae; Suessiales; Symbiodiniaceae. The record is from the annotation of a GenBank genome assembly.
AUGCGCCUACUACUUCGGUUGUGCCUGGCCGGCCUUGUCAGCGCCUAUGGUGUAGAUGUGGACGAUGAAUGUGCCUCUCCCGGCGAGCCUUGUGCGCUGAGUGUCCUACAGAUGCACCGUCGUCCCUCCAACGACAGCAACAGCACGCCGUCAAGCCGAGCGAAUGACACCAACAGCAGCGCCGCCAGCGCCAGCGCUGAGGCUGAGAGCGAGGUGACUGAUCCCAAGGUCACCCGCUGUGAAGACAGCAGCAUGUGUGAAGCCAAUCGCACCUGUGUCUUCAAGGAGGAUAAGACCUGGAGUCAAUGUGUGCCCUUGGAUGACAAGACCUUUCAGAGUGAAUGUCGCUUUUGGGAUCGGAAGAUGCGCAUCGCCGCCAUCAAAGCCACCAAAAUCCUUUGUGACUCCGUCAAGUGUGAAUGGGAUCAGGACUGUGCGAUGGGAAGCAUUUGCGUCAGCAAGCCAGACGGCAGUUGGGCGCAGUGUGUGCCCCUCGCCCAGGACGCCUUCGAAAAGCAGUGCGUGAUUUGGGAGGACGAUUUUCGGCUUGCAGCAAUCCGAGCCACUCACUUCAAUUGCCCAAACACCAGAUGUUACUCGCAAGACUGGUGUGUGCAUGGUGCACGAUGUGCUCUCACCGCAAAUGGCGAUUGGGGUCAAUGCAUCGUGUGCCAGGAGAAAAGCUUUCAAACCAAUUGCUAUUCAUGGCGACAAUCCUUCAUCUCCGCCGCUGAGAGCGCGUGCCACCGGAAGUGCUUGUUCGAUGAAGCAUUUGAGGACGAGAAUGCCGAAAACUCCAAAGAGCACUAA